UUCAGGGGGAAGUUAGGAGCAGCAGCAGCAAUAAAAGCAGCAGUUUCCGCCUUGUAUUCCAGAGCAACAUCAGUGGGCAAUCUAUAUCAUGACACUCCACUGCAUGCAUCUUUUUCUCUUGCUUCUGCUGGGUUCUUGGUGGCCAGAUUCAGAGAAGCAUGUGGUGGGAGCUGCGAAGAUCAGGGAGCACUAUAUCGCUGCUCAGAUCACUAGCUGGACCUACAAACCAGCAUCUGAGGAAAAGUCCAGAUUGGUACAUCCAGAUCCUGUGUUUAAGAAAAUUGCUUACAGGGAAUACGAAGUGGAUUUUAAAAAAGAAAAGCCAGCAAAUAAAUUUGCAGGACUUCUGGGACCAACUCUGCGUGCUGAAGUGGGAGAUACUUUAGUAGUGCACUUUAAGAACAUGGCUGACAAGCCAGUCAGCAUUCAUCCCCAAGGCAUAACUUACAACAAAAAGGCUGAAGGUUCCCUAUAUGAUGACAGAACAUCAUCUGUAGAAAAACAAGAUGAUGCUGUGCUUCCAGGCCAGGUCUACAUGUAUGUGUGGGAUAUUACUGAAGAAGUUGGGCCAGGAGAAGCUGACCUUCCAUGUCUUACUUAUGCCUAUUAUUCUCAUGAGAACAUGGCAAUGGAUUUUAACUCUGGUCUGAUUGGAGCACUGCUUAUCUGUAAAAAAGGAAGCCUGAAGGAGGACGGAUCACAGAAACUUUUCAACAAAGAAUAUGUGCUGAUGUUUGGUGUGUUUGAUGAAAACAAAAGUUGGCAAAAGUCAUCAUCACUGAAGUACACAAUUAAUGGCUAUGCUGAUGGGACAUUACCAGACUUAGAGGCUUGCACCUAUGACAACAUCAGUUGGCAUUUGAUAGGAAUGAGUUCCAAGCCAGAAAUUUUCUCCAUUCAUAUCAAUGGUCAGACCAUGGAGCAAAGGCAUCACCGAGUUUCUGCUGUUAACCUAGUGGGAGGAGCAUCAACCACAGUAAACAUGACAGUGAGUGAAGAAGGAAGGUGGCUGAUAUCUUCUCUUGUCCAGAAACAUAUGCAAGCUGGACUGCACGGUUACCUCAGUAUAAGAGGCUGUGAGGACAAAGAGGUGAAGAAGAAGAGUCUGUCCCUUAGAGAACGCCUUAUGGUCAAGAAUUGGGAGUAUUUCAUUGCUGCAGAAGAAGUUACUUGGGAUUAUGCCCCAAGUAUUCCAGACAGCCUUGAUAGGCACUAUAAAACACAGCACUUGGACAACUUCUCAAAUCUCAUAGGUAAAAAGUAUAAAAAGGCUAUUUUCAGGCAGUAUACAGAUGCAAGCUUCACCAAGCGUCUGGAAAAUCCUCGACCCAAGGAAACAGGAAUUUUGGGCCCUAUUAUCAGAGCUCAGCUCAAUGACAAAGUCAAAAUUGUAUUCAAAAAUAAGGCCAGUCGACCCUACAGCAUUUACUUCCAUGGAGUGACACUUUCAAAGAAUGCAGAAGGAGCUAGUUAUCCCCUGGGUACCACAAGCAACAGCACCCAGAGUACAGGAAUUCAGCCAGGGAAGACCCACACGUAUGAAUGGAAAAUUGCUAAAACAGAUCAACCCACUGCACAGGAUGCACAGUGUAUUACAAGGCUAUACCAUAGUGCUGUAGAUAUUGAGAGAGAUAUAGCCUCUGGACUGAUUGGCCCACUUCUGAUUUGUAAAAGUGAAUCACUGAACCAGAAGGGUGUGCAGAAAAAAGCAGAUGGGGAGCAGCAGGCAAUGUUUGCUGUGUUUGAUGAAAAUAAGAGCUGGUACAUAGAGGAUAACAUCAAGGACUACUGCAGCAACCCUGCCAGUGUUAAAAGGGAUGACCCCAAGUUCUAUAACUCGAACAUAAUGCACACAAUAAAUGGCUAUGUGUCUGACAGCAGUGAAAUCCUUGGAUUUUGCCAAGAUAAUGUGGUUCAGUGGCACUUCUCCAGUGUUGGCACUCAUGAUGAGAUUGUCUCUGUUCGCCUUUCUGGGCAUUCUUUUCUGUAUCAAGGGAAAUAUGAGGAUGUGUUGAACCUUUUCCCAAUGAGUGGAGAAUCAGUCACAGUGGAAAUGGACAAUGUUGGUACUUGGCUUUUAGCAUCCUGGGGUACCCCAGAGAUGAGUUACGGCAUGAGGCUGAGAUUCAGAGAUGCUAAAUGUGACAAUGAGGAAGAUUACUCAUAUGACGUUAUGGAUUUUGCUUCCACCAAGACCGUUAAAAAUGCUCUUUCCACCUCAGUUGAAGAUGAGGGAGGAGAAGAAGGUGAGAAAGAGGACUUGGAUUAUCAGGACUACCUGGCCGCUGCUUACUCCAUCCGAAGCUCAAGGAAGUCAGAAGGCAAUGAAGAAACACAAAACCUUACAGCACUGGCCUGGGAACAGUACUCUGGCACUGACGCUGCGAGUUCUGAGAUGGCCGUUGGCUCAGGUCUAACAUCUAUAAAUAGCAGUGAAUCUGCAAACUCCUACAUGUUCUUAGAAAGUCGUAUCACUCCUCUUCCCCUAACUGCGGCUGAAACAUUCCAGUCAAAUCACACAUCAGUCACAGCAGAAGGGGAUGUGUUUUUGACUCGCUCAAGUGAUGGAAAGCCUGACUUGGUAUUUGAGAAUAGAAGCCAAAGCAAUUAUGGAAUAGAUCAUAGUAAUAUGUCUGCAGGUGAACACUUGCUGAGCAAUGGGGAAGCCCAAAUGAAAAUUGCCGAAGAGCUUCUCACUGAUGGAAAGGACAGUCAAUUUUUUUCAGAAGAACAUCAGGAGGAAAGCACAGGAGGAGGAAAUGAUAACAUUGAUCAUAAAAGGAACAGGCGAAACUCACUGGCCACUAAAUUUUACUCCAUCCAAAAGAUGAACGCCCUUCUAAGUCAUGUACGAAAUAAAAAUGUCUCAUUCUCUGACAGGACAAAUGCACCUCAUUCCAUGCAUCAUCUGGAGAACACAACCAAUAUAGCCAUGGUGGGAACUGGCCAGCUUCCGAGUGAUUAUGAUGAUGAACUGGAAGAGGAGGAAACUAAGAUGGGAAAUGCCAUGCAUGCAAUUAACUUCACACUUGCUUUGGAACUCACUGUAGAAAGAAACGGGUCUAACACACACAGCCUCUCUGGACUCAACCUAUCCAAAGAUAAACAGGCAGACACUUCUUUAGAUGAUCCAUUAGGUGAUAUAAGCCCUAAUUCCAGCCCUGCAAUAGUGAAGAACUUAUUUGAAGCAUCAUUGCCCAGGACUGUCAAGUAUUCAUCUAAGAUGACAAACGAGGAAUGGAAUUUGGUCUCUGCAAAGGAGAGUCUGGGAUUAGAGGCAAAUUUAGAUAAGUCUGUUAGUGGUAAAUUAAAUCAUGGUAGCAGAAAUGGUACAGUAUUCCUAAGCGAGAAGCAUAUGAAGAAGUACUCGCAUCUAAUGGAAGGGAAACAGAGAGGGAGCCACAUGCACCCAACUCGGAAAGGAAAGGAGAGGAACAAGAAUGAUACUUUGAGUACAUUUGGAACCUUCAUCAAGACUCGAAGGAAGAAAAAAGAAUAUCCGAAGAAUGCUCACUUGCUGAGCCCAAGGAGUAAAAAGCCGCUCAGACUCACCAAGCCUACUGUGAAGUUCAACUGCACGUUGUUCCCAAGUGAGACCAACCACACAACACCACCAUGUUACUUUAACACAACGGGGACACCCAAUGCUGCCAGCCAUACAGUGCAUCUGAGCAGAGCCAACCACGAAGGGUUGGCAAACUACACGCUGACCCCACGACAGUUUAAACCAUCCAUCAUGAUUGGACUUCCCCAUGAAAAUGGGGACUAUGAAUAUUUUACAGGAGACUUUUACAGUGAGGAAACAUCAGGUGAUGAAUAUGAAUACCAUUAUGUGACCUUUGAAGACCCAUACAUGACAGACCCAAAAGUGAAUAUCAAAGAACAACGUAAUCCAGAUACUAUUGCUGGACAUUACCUGCGUAGCAAAGGGAAUGAGAGGAGAUACUACAUUGCAGCUGAAGAGGUUUUGUGGGACUAUGCAGGAUUUCAAAAAAGCACAAUGAAUGACAAAACCCGUCAAGAUGGAGGCAGCAUCAAAUAUAAGAAAGUGAUUUUUCGAAGCUAUACGGACAGCACCUUUACAACUCCUCUGGAAGAAAAUGAGUAUGAAGAACACCUUGGCAUCCUGGGGCCAGUUAUCCGGGCUGAAGUGGAUGAUGUCAUACUAGUUCAUUUUAAGAAUCUGGCGUCCAGACCAUAUUCCCUCCAUGCUCAUGGACUCUUCUAUGAAAAGUCCUCUGAGGGAAGCAUUUACGAUGAUGAGUCUAGUGCUUGGUUUAAGGAAGAUGAUGCCAUUCAGCCUAAUAACAGCUAUAUAUAUGUAUGGUAUGCAAACAGGCGAGCUGGACCUGUGCAGUCAGGAGCAACUUGUCGGUCCUGGGUCUACUACUCUGAUUUAAAUAUGGAGAAAGAUAUUCACUCUGGUUUGAUUGGGCCAAUACUGAUCUGUCAGAAAGGAACCUUCAAUAUGUCGAACAACAGCAAAACACCGACUCGAGAAUUUUUCUUACUUUUUAUGGUCUUUGAUGAAGAGAAAAGCUGGUAUUUUGACAAACGUUCUAGAAGACCUUGUACUGAGAAGACCCAAGAAAUGCAAAAAUGCCACAAAUUCUAUGCCAUUAACGGGGUGACCCACAAUUUGCAAGGCUUGAGAAUGUAUGAAGGUGAACUGGUCCGUUGGCAUUUGUUGAAUAUGGGAGGGCCAAAAGACAUUCAUGUUGUUCAUUUUCAUGGACAGACUUUCAUAGAACAAGGAGAGCCAAAGCAUCAGCUUGGUACAUACACCCUCCUUCCAGGCUCAUUUCGAACAAUUGAAAUGAAGCCACAGAGACCCGGCUGGUGGCUUUUAGACACCGAAACUAAGCUUUCCACCAGAAUACCUAUUGGAGUAACCUUCCUUUUCUUUAAUAACAAAAUUACUGUGCUGUCUCUAGAAUGCAGGAUUCCAAUGGGGCUGGCAGGUGGAGUUGUACUUGAUUCGCAAAUCAACGCUUCACAUCAUAUAGACUUUUGGGAACCCAAAUUAGCCAGAUUAAACAAUUCUGGAACAUAUAAUGCUUGGAGCACUGAAAUGGAAGAUGAUCGACUGCCUUGGAUCCAGGUGGACUUUCAAAGAGAUGUACUAAUAACUGGGAUACAGACACAGGGAGCCAAGCAGCUUUUAAGGUCCUUGUAUGUCCAGAAGUUCUUUAUUGCGUACACCCAAGACAGACGGAAGUGGCUCAGCUUCAGAGGAGACAGCUCUGCUGCACAAAAGGUUUUUGAAGGUAAUUCCAAUGCCUAUGGGAUAAAAGAGAACAUUAUUGAUCCACCUAUCAUUGCUAGGUAUAUCAGAGUCUACCCAACACAGGCCUACAACAGGCCUACGCUUCGCAUGGAGCUCCUGGGCUGUGAAGUAGAUGGCUGCUCUUUGCCACUUGGAAUGGAAAAUGGAGAGAUCAAGAAUACCCAGAUAACAGCCUCUUCCGCUAAGACAACUUGGUUUAAAGUGUGGGAGCCUUUCCUUGCUCGUCUCGGUCUGACAGGAAAGAUUAAUGCCUGGCGAGCCAAGUCAAACAACAACCAACAAUGGCUGCAAAUUGAUCUCCUCACAAUUAAGAAGAUAACUGCUGUUGCUACCCAGGGGGCCAAGUCCAUGUCUUCUGAAAACUUUGUGAAAUCCUAUGUUAUCCUGUACAGCGACCAAGGCUCCGAGUGGAAAUCAUAUACAGAUGGUUCAAGCUCAGUGGCAAAGGUUUUCUUGGGUAAUGAAGACAGCAAUGGGCAUGUCAAGCAUUUCUUUAACCCACCUAUCAUGUCCAGGUUUAUCCGCAUUGUUCCAAGAACAUGGUAUCAUGGUAUUGCCCUUCGGGUAGAACUCUUUGGCUGUGAUUUUCCGGCAGUCUAGCUAUGAAAAGGACUGAUGAGUCCAGGAGUGCUUUACCUUUCUGCAGUCGUCAUGCAGAGCAGCAAUUUUUUUUAACCUUUAAAAAGAUGAUACUUAGUAGUUUGGAUGUAUGCUUCAUCAAAGGACCGUAAUGUUUUGCAAGCAAGAACUGAGCGAGAUUUCUUUGUCAGAUUUUUCAUUUCUAUAAGUAUACACUUAAGAAAAUAACUUCUUUUCUACAGAAAGAAAUAGCAGCAGUCCCUUGUGGUUUGAAUAUCAGUUCUUCUUCCUACCUGUAAGCAGUAGUCUGUCUUGCUUUUUACUUGAUUUUAAGUUCUGAAUCCCUGGGGACAGAGACUCUAGCCUUAAUCUUGAGCCCAGAUUACCUUCGUUUUGUAAUGCUUCUGCAGAGGAAGCAGAGGAGGACUAGAAAGCUACUGGUGAGUGUUCUCCCUACACAGUGCAGAUACGGAGCUCUGGUGCUGCAUUCCAGCAACGCCUCAGUAGGAAAAGAUUGUAAGGGUGGCCUUGCACCUAUGUGUCUUUCAUCUGCACUAGGACGGAGGAAGAACACAUCCCAGGAUUGAGGUAUAUGCAACCCCUUCUUGGAGAAUGUCAGUUUACAUUGUUUGUUUGGUUCUUACAUACCAAGUACACCUGAAAUGCUAUGGAUUUACUCACAAUUGGUCUUCAGUGCCCUAGCAAGAGGAGGAAAUGUCAGCAGUAUCUUUCUUCUGCUGAAAUGAGAAGUGAAGUAAAGUAGCCCUCAUGAUGGUAGGUUGUGGAAUGGCAAACAUAGAGGCAAAAUGAGAAUCCAAAUCUCCUGACUUUCAGUCCCAUACAAAUUUCUAGACCAUGGGGAGGGGAGGGAGAGCUCCCUUGAAAAGGAAGAAAUUGAGAACCUUAGCUGUUCACUGUGAAUACAAUUUAGCAGUGGCAGAGGAGGGUUAGAUGAAACUGGGUAAUAAAAACACCCGCAUCUUAUUUACUAUUUAGCCCUGAUAGUAUUUUCACUAAUGGAGCUACUAUUGUGCAGAAAAUGUAUAUAGAUUUUUCCCAGGAUGACUACAUCUAGUGAAAAUGUAAAUAGUCCCUAAACUCAUUGUUCCAGCAGACUUUUAGCUAAGCUGUCAGUAGUAUCUUUGGCUUCUGUCCUGUAAACUGUUUAAUUGCAAUGCUUCCAUUUAUCACACUAGGCACCCUUCCACAGAAUGAAAUACCUGUUUUAAUAGUUUGUCUUUGAACCUUACACAGUGUUAUCCAAGUUAUUUCAGUAGUUUCAAUUUUUUUUAACUUACAGACUGUGUUACAAAAUGAAGGUAUAGAACAGGAAUGAAAAAAAUAUAAAAACUAAAUGAAUAUUUUUCUUUUUUUACUGUGUCACAAACUGUUGUCAUUUUUCACUGGAAAAUAAAGAUAACAUUCAGCAUGAAAAAGACAGCAUUUUAAUCUGUAUAUUUGCAUUGACAGUAGUACCUCUUUGGCAAAAAACAGUGAAAUUUUGCAUCACAAAAGGAACAUUUUCUGGUUGAUAGGAAAUUUCAAUGCUAAUUAGAAUUCCUUUCAGAUUGUGAAACUGUAUAAAUAAUUGCUUAAUUUUAAAAGAUCAGCUGCUUAAUAUUUUGUAAUAGUGCUUAAUUUAUUUGUGUGUUUGAUACAGCCAUGAAAUUGCAAAAGAUGCCAUAUUAACUAAAAGAAGAAAAAAAUCCAAACUCUGGAACCAGGUUUUACCCUAGAAAACACAUAAUAAAUACGUGUUAACUUCAGCA
Molecule: messenger RNA, 7635 nt
Organism: Struthio camelus australis
Lineage: Eukaryota; Metazoa; Chordata; Aves; Struthioniformes; Struthionidae
Source: RefSeq, a predicted model, not a curated record